AUGGAUCAUACUCUGAACACAUCGAACCUUCCUGAAACAUUCGCGGGUAAUUUGCAGUCGGCAGAACUAACCUAUUUCACGAGCGAACGAGAGCAGAUAUACUCAAGUGACUCUGACAGCGAUGAAGAUGAAUUGGUUGUGGAGGAACCGGACACCAAUAUCGAGUUGGACCCCGAGAUGCAAUGGAGGGAGUGUGAUGUCAAUGAGCGCCAAAAAGUAGAAUCAUUUCUGGCAAAGGGCUGCGGAUGCAGUUUGAAUGUCAGUAACAAUGGAUACUGCAGCAAUAAUUUUUCUCUGGAAAACGUACUGGAACAUAGACAAAUUUGUCUUGAAAUGGCCAACUCUGAAUUAGACAUGGUGAUACUUGUGCAGUUUGACGCAUGCACUAAAAGAGAUGAACUGUCUUUGUCCAGUCAGCAAACAAGACAAAGGAGAAGGACGCAAACAAACUUCACUUUUCAAGGUAGGGUGAAGAAAAUGUUACGAAUGUAGCUUAUGGAAGAUGAGAGUUUGUAACAACUUCAGUUCAGCUAUGUCUGUCCACUAAUUCAUUUGAAAAUUGACCGCUUUUAGCCUGUCUUUGCCAGUUAUGGAAUGUUUUUUUUGGAAAAAUGCAGUGUCCGUGUUCAUUAAGUUGCCUCUUUUUCAUUCUUUCUCUAGGUUUUCCGAUUGCAAGGACUUCUUUUUAAUUAUAUAUGGAAUUGGAAAGAAACGCUUGGAAAACCUCCAGAAGCAUUACAAGAAAAACGGAAUUCUUCCUCGUGUUCAUGGCAACAAAGGAAGACUUGCCAUUAGAGUCUGUUCAUUGGAAACCCUAAAACCUGUUGUAUCGUUCCUUGAUAAUUAUGCAGAAGAACAUGCUGUCGCAUUCCCAGGUAGAGUUCCAGGAUUCAAACGUACAGACGUAAGAUUGUUACCAUCAUCCAACACUAAAGCAAGCAUACAUAGAGUAUACGAACAAGCCGCGCCAAGUGCAGGAGUUACUGCUGUCUUAUAUCCCAAAUUUGUAGAAAUGUGGAACAAACUUCGCCCCCAAAUGAGAAUUACGAAACCUAUGACUGACUUGUGCCACACGUGUCAAAAGAAUAACACAAGUAUUUACCGGUCAGCUAAUUUGCCAGAUGAUGAGAAAAGUGAAGUUGUGCGUAAACAAGAAAAGCACCUACUGGACGCAGAAUGGGAGAGAAGUUUGUACAAAAAUGCAUGCAAUGAAAGCAAAGACAGCAUUGCCAAAAUACUACACGAGAUUGAUUUUAAUUCAACACGACAGCCCUGUUCAUUUAAUGGUAAAGUGCACUAUUCAUUUGAUUAUGCAAAUGCGACCAUAAGCUAUCUUCACUAUUUUUUUGCAAACCAUGGCUUGGGUGAAACAGAAGUGCUCCUUCACGCAGACAACUGUUGUCGCCAGAACAAAAAUUCGUACGUACUUUGGUAUCUCGCAUGGUGGGUAAUGGUUGGACUUCACCAAUCUCGCACUUAUAGCUUUCUCAUUGUUGGACAUCCAAAAUUUGCAUGCGACUGGUGUUUCGGGCUUUUAAAGCAAAGCUUUCGGAAAUCCUUUGCUCCUCGCUGUACGAAUUAGCAACUGUAGUAGACACAUCAACUGUCAGGGGGGUUAAUGUUACACUGCUGUGCUCUUUGCAUGAUGGUUCAACCAUUGUUCCAGUCUAUGACUGGGUCUCCUUUUUGUCACUUUAUUUUAAAAAGUUUCCAAACAUCAAGAAAUAUCAUCAUUUUCAAUUCAAGCAAGCAAUGCCAGGUGUUCUAAUGUAUAGGGAGUUUUCAGAUGGAACCGAUGAACAUUUUAGUCUAUUACAUAAAGAAGAUACCCUUCCGCCCAGCAUCCCUCCUGCUCCCUUACAGCCCAAAGGUUUGGAUCAGCAAAGGAAACAAUACCUCUAUACAGAAAUUCGACAGUUUUGCAAAGAAGGUACAGAGGAUCUUAUUGCUCCCAAACCGUAG
Porites lobata is the source of this 1962-nucleotide messenger RNA. The record is from the annotation of a GenBank genome assembly. NCBI's taxonomy places the organism in Eukaryota, Metazoa, Cnidaria, Anthozoa, Scleractinia, Poritidae.